Messenger RNA from Porites evermanni, 5821 nucleotides. Lineage: Eukaryota; Metazoa; Cnidaria; Anthozoa; Scleractinia; Poritidae. The record is from the annotation of a GenBank genome assembly.
AUGGCUAAGCAACGACAAAAUCACGCUGUUCUUUUAAUUUUUAUAGUUAUAGCAAGUCUUGUAGUGUUACAUGCGAAGCCCCUGGCACAAGAUAAUGAGGAAAAAGAGCGCUUAAAAAGAGACGAACCCGAAGAGGACUCUCCUCCUGAAAGCUCUCCUGAUGAACAGUCAGAGAAAGAAGGUGAUAAAGCCUCGGAGGAUAAACAAAACAAAGCCGACGAUAACGAGGUAGACGAACCUGAAACACAACAGGUUGAAGAAAAAGAAAAUGAUGGCGAUUCUGUUGAACAAAGCGCUAAUGACAAAUCGAGAGAGGUUGCAGAUGAGUCAGUAGAAAGUGAGAAAGACAGUAAACAAAGAAGUUCGAAGAGAUGGUUUCAUCACGGUCUUGGGUUUGGUCCUUGGGGCUAUCCAGGAUUGGGUGGUUUACACGGCCUUGGAUUUGGAGCUUUCUAUCCCAGUGCAGCACCAGCAGUUGGUUAUGGGCCCGGCUAUGGGCCCGGUUAUGGGCCCGGUUAUGGUCUUGCUGGCUAUGGUUUGGGAUAUGGAGGUCUUGCUUGGCCUGGGUCUUGGUAUAAGUCUAACGUACCAAGAGGGCCACAAAAUCAAGGUUCGUCUAAAAAGUUUGGAGUUGAACACCCUUGGGGGUACGGUUUAGGGGGAUAUGGUUUAGGGGGAUAUUUUCCAGGUGGCUUAGGUGGCCCUUGGGGAGGGCCCUACGGAGGCCCAUACGCCUAUGGCAUGGGGGCUUUUCCGGGUUAUGGAUAUUUUCCUAACCCCGCCUUAUUUGGUGGCGCUCUAUUUCGUUCUGGCGUUCCAAAAAAAUCUACUAGUAAAGACGGUAGCAGAAGAGAAAAUAUAGCGAAGAGGUUUCUCGGUUAUGGUGGUUACGCAGGCUAUGGUCCAUUUGCUGUUCCCGCAGGCUUUGGAUAUCCCGGAUGGGCUAAUUACGGACAUCCUGGUCUUGGAGUCGGUGUGCCUGCUUUUGGCAGCUAUAGCCCUUACUUAGGCUAUGGCCCUUUUGGUUCGUGCUUUUAUAAGUCUAAAGUCCCGAAAGGCAAAAGAAACAGGCGCGAUACACCCGAAAAGGCAAACAAGAAAUGCUGUGGAGGAUGCGGUGAUUCCUUCUUGGGCUGCGGUGGAUACGGCGGCUGCGGUGGAUGUGGCGGCUACGGUGGAUUUGGAGGCUGUGGUGGACUUUACGGUGGGUAUGGUGGAUUGUAUGGUGGAUAUGGUGGAUUGCCUGGAUUACUGGGAUGGGGACAUGGACUAGGUUAUGGAGGAUUUGGCAAUGGUGGAUGGGGAUGGGGUGGAUUCGGUUAUCCUGGCCAUGGUUGGGGUUACGGUGGUUGUGGAGGAUUUGGUCCAGGCUGUGGGUGUGGUUGUGGAUUAUACAAAUCAAAGAUUUCAGAAAACGAUAAAACCAAGCAAUCCCAAACAAAACCGAAGAGAGAAGCAGCCGAAGAAGAAACAGAAGAGGACAAAGCCACAGAACAAACACAAGAGAAUGAAGAGUCAGAGGAUAAAAAGAAGGACAAAAGUAAUUGUGGAUGCACACCACAAACAGACAACGCGGCAAAUAGCAAAGCUGAAAAGAGAUGCGGUUGUGGAGGUCCAGGAUUUGUGGGAUUUCCUUUCUAUGGAGGACUCGGAGGUUACGGUGGUUUGUUAGGCUAUGGCGGAUACGGAUUUCCUUACCUGGGCGGCUGGGGUUAUGGUGGACUAGGCACGUUAGGAUUUGGUUACGGCAAUGGAUACGGUGGAUAUGGAUUUCCCUGUGGAGGAGCUACUGAGGUAGGUCAUUUUGAAAUCGAUAGAAUUGGACUAAAAGUACAUUUAAACACGAAGGCGCACAAUUAAGAAAGAUGCGGUUUCACUUUCAACAAAAGAUACAAUUCUCUUCUUUGUUUGCUCACCCCAGUUUAUUUGAGAAUUGAGAAGAUGGGUUUACGCCACAGUAUUCCGGCAGAUGUAGUAUCUUAGGCAAUUAAUAUUCUAUUCUUGUUUUUGUCUUUCUACAUCAGGAGCAGCUGCAGAAUUAAAAUUCCAAAGAACUAUUUAUUUGUCGAUUCGCUAUCGUCUCGUUAUCUGCUAAUUGACAAAUAAGUCCUGUCUUUUUUUUUUUUUCAUGGAAAGCUUCCGUUUACAUUGAGCCUUGUAUUUUAAUGUAACAGUCCUGUAGCUCUUAUGCCUGUUUGUGCUAUACCCUAAAGUGUCACGAAAUUAGAAGCUAGUAUUGUUAGCGACAAAUUUCACGAACAGCAAUGAGAAUAAAUGAAAAAGUAUGCUGGUAAAUGAUAGUUUUGGUUGAUUUCUAUUACCUUUUUCAACCUGCAAUCGUGUUUUUAUGUUUCUUUUUAAUUAUUAUCAUCAUUAUUAUUAUUGAUUAAAGAGAGGUACAAUAUAAAGAAAAUAACGCACUAUCUAUGCAACUCAAUAGAUGAAUUGAAUGCUACAUUACGUAAUGUACAAUACUAUGGAACGCUACUUGGGGUCAAUAAAUUAAAGAGUUCAAGUGAUGGGUAAUGUUCCAUUAAAAGAAGGUUUUGCUUGAGUUUGAAGGAAAAGUUAUUUUUUCUUAAGAAUAAUGUAAUUAAUUGAAAUUCUGCAUCACUACUAUUCGGUUGCAAAUGUCCACAUACAAUUUGUUUAAUAUUGAAACUAGAAAGAAAAUGUGAUGUUGAAUUUACUCCAGAAGGAGAUUUCUUUAAUCGCUAAAUACAGUAAUGUUUCAACAAAUUGUUUUCUAAACAGCAAAUAGAACUCCUUCUUACUGUUUAAGUUAAUUACCUUAAAUCGAGUUUUGCACUUUUUCAAAAACAGAUCCUAAAUCCAGGUGGCUGUGGAUACACUUCUAUGGGUGGAUGUUGCGCAUGCGCCACUUGCGGUAAGUCAAAGAUUGCUAAAGGCAAAGAGGAAUCAAAAGACAAAAGAAGUACUGAAGAUAAUAAGAAGCAGGAAACUAAGAGAUGCGGCUGUGGUGGUUGUGGAUGUGGAUACGGUGGUUGUGGUGGAUGUGGGGGAUGUGGUGGAUGUGGGGGAUGUGGGGGAUGUGGUUGCGGUGGAUGUGGCGGGUGUGGCUGCGGUGGAUGGGGUGGUCAUGGAGACUGGUAUGGUGACAUAGGCCACGGUGACUGGUUUGGUGGUUGUGGUUGUGGUUGUGGUUGGUACGGUGGACAUCACGGCGGUUGUGGAUGUGGCUGUGGCGACUGCGGGCUUGCUAGCUUGGGAUAUGGACAUGGAGCGUGGGGAGGACAUGGGUAUGGUGGAUGUGGACAUGGUUGUGGAUGUGGUGGCUGCGGUUGCGGGGGAGGUUGCGGAGGAUGUGGCUGCGGUCUUUUUAGAUCCAAACUUCCCAAAAAGGGAAAAGAAGAGCCAAAAGAAUCCGCAGACAAGCCCCAAACCUCCCAAAACGGGAAAGUCACGCCUGAGACAGGUAGAAAGAACGAAAAAGCAAGUAAACGCUGUGGCUGCUGGGGAGGUUACGGAGGAUAUGAUUUGGCUGGAUGCGGAGGUUUCGGUGACUGGAACUGGGGAGGUUGUGGUGGUCCCUUAAUAGGUUGGGGUGGUUAUGGUGGGUUAGGAGGUUAUGGAGGUUGGGGUGGGUUCGGACCUUGGGGUGGCUGUGGUGGCUGUCCAAGUUUUGGUAGUUGUGGAUUCGGCUACGGUGGAGGGCCAUCUUUUGCUGGACCUUGGACAUACUUUAAUGAAGGGUGCUGCAAAUCUAACGUGGGGUCGAAGGCGUCCAAUGCUGAUAGUGCUGGAGAUGACAAAUCUACAGGCAAAGAGGCUGAACCAUUGUCUAUAAAACCUGCUCCAGCCGCCGCUGUUUCUGCUGCGCCUGCGGCUGCUGUUCAUGCGCCUGAGCAACCAGCUUCAGGGCCUUCAAGUCCCCAAGCAGCAGGAAAUGGAAAGUUAUCUAAGCGCUGUGGAAUCGGAUGUGGUGGUUUUGGAGGCUGUGGUGGUUGCGGAGGCUGUGGUGGUUUUGGAGGCUGCGGUGGUUGCGGAGGCUGUGGUGGUUUUGGAGGCUGUGGUGCUUUCGGAGGCUGUGGUGGUCCAGGAUUUGGAUAUUGGGGUAAUGGACUCCUGGGUCAUGGGUUUGGAGGAUUCCCAGGUGCUGGAUGGGGAUAUCCUUACUAUGGCUAUGGCUAUGGAUACCCAUACUGGUUCGCUCGGCAAAAAAUUCCCCAGAAAAGUAAAGACGUGAAACCAAACACUCGUGAAGAGAUUCCCUUAGCAGAGGAUAAUUCACAACGAAAGAAGCAAACUAUUCACCUGGGAUAUGGAUAUGCCAGCGGUGACAAUUAUCGUCUGGGUUACGGAAUGGGAGGAAUGGGUGGUAAGUAUCUAUUUCAAAGGACACAAUUAAACGUAAUUUGUAUUUCUCACCUUUUGGUUUCCUCUACUGGUUUUAUUUAGGUCUAGCUGGUUAUCAUGGAGUGGGUGGCGUUACUGGCACCUCCGUCUACCGCUCCAGCAUUCCAAAAGGAAACGAGAGAAGCUUCAAAAGAUGGGGAUGGGGACAUGGAGGAUACGGAGGACACGGAUACGGUCACGGUCACGGAGGAUGGGGAUAUGCAGCACCUUAUGGUCACCCUAUAACUCAUCCUGGAUUUACUAGCAUCGGAUUUCCGGGUCAUGCUUUAGCGAGCUUCGAUGUCAAAAACAGGAUUGCCCAAAAGCGAGGAAAGCAGAAGCGCCAGAUCGUGGCGCCUUCUUUUGGUUCACCUUUAGCACCAUUUACCAUGCCCGCUGCUGUUCCAGCUCCUUUUCCAUCUGCUGUAGCUCCAUUGGCUCUUCCCGCUACCUACCAUGCUCCACUGUUCACACCGGUUGCUCACCCAGUUGCUGCCAUUCCAUCGUUUUCCUCUCUACCAGCAGCUACUAGCAUUCCAGCUGUUCCUGCCACUCUUCCAGUGGGAUGUAAGAAGACAACAUUAACAUUAAUUUCGUGUGUACAUGCUUUUCGUUUGUGUCGCUUGGCAGAUAGUAUGGUAGAUCAUGACAAAGUUAGCAGAGCACCAAGUAGGUGAAGUAGUUUCACUGUUUCCUAUUCGAAAUACACGUCCCUGCCAGCGGCGGUUGCAGUUUGAGUCGUUCAUGGCCAUUUAUGAGAUGAUCUCUGACAUUGCAAAACUCAUCUCGUGCGUCUCUUUACAGCUAAGGCAAUAAUAUGGGACUUUAAAAUCUUAAUAAAGUAACCAGCUAAAAGUAAACUUAUUUCACUGUUUGGAAUCAUUUGGUUUUUCUUUGUUUUAUUUCAGUCCACUUGGGAGGGAUUGCUCUCGGCCGUUCGAAUAUGCCGCAGGGUCAGCCAUUUGGACCCUUUGGCAACUCUAAGAGAUCAGAAAUGCCACAGAAGUAGGGAGAAGAAGGUAAGGGAUAAGGCAGUGACUAUGGAUUCUUAGCUGAAGUUUUAGGAUAUAACAGCGGUGUCCUGGGAAUGUCUUUCUCACUUCUCCCUAGUGUAUAUCAUUCUUAAGGAACCCUCAUUUUCCUAUACCAAAUGCAAAAUCUCCGUUGGUAUGUGAGUUCUCGUUUCAAAAGUCCGCUCCGAUUCUUAUAUCAUGCAAGAAAGUGCUGUGAGUGAUUUUCUUGUGUCCCUUUUAUUCUUGCAGGUUGGCAGAAAUAAAGAUCACUCUCUAUACAAUCAAACAAGCCAAAGUGUGGAUUAUUUUGUUAUGCAAAUGCUUUAAAAGCAGGGGGAUGUUUCGAUGUUUUUUAAAUCGCCUACUUUUAAAUGAAGCACGUGGUCCAUGAACGAGAAGUAAAUCAUUUACUAAAAUAGUUUUAUUGUCAAAUACAUAUAUAAAAAAUAAAC